UUUUAUAUUUAUUGCUAUCUUAGCAUUUGAUUGUUUAAAAAUAAAAUUUCUUGAUAUGUUUUAAGUGAUUAAUUAAAAUGACGGACGAAUUGCAAAACUACAAAUUACAAUUGCAACAGGUUGAAGCUGCACUGCAAACUGACCCAAAAAAUGAAGAGUUGUUAAAACUUAAAAGUGACCUUGGUGAGGUUAUAACACUUACAAGAGAUUUAAUACAAACCCAACUAGAAGAACAGCAAAAGUCGUCAUAUGUGGAACCUUCCUCAACUAAAGCAGCAUCUUCAAACUAUUUCGACGAAAUUGAAGCUGCACUUUUAGAGGCCGAAAAAAUAGUAUCAGCAGCUAAGGUUUGGAAAAUUGGCGAUAAAUGUCAAGCUAAAUGGAAGGAGGAUCGUCAAUACUAUGAUGCAACUAUUGAAGAUAUAUCAAGUGGAGGUGAAGUUUAUGUUAUAUUUGAUGCCUAUCAAAAUCGUUCUACAACAACUUUGAAAGAUCUGCGAGAAAGAACUUCCCGUUCUGAAGUUUUUCCAUCAAACAAACGGCAUAGACCGAACCAAAAGGAAUAUUUAAAAAAACGUAAACAAAAGAAACAACAACGUUUUAAAGACUUGGAGGAGGAACGUGAAUCUGAUAAAAAUAAAUGGCUUCAUUUUACAAGUAAAAAUCAAAAAAAAGGAAUGAAAGUCAAAAGUAUAUUUGCCUCCCCGGAUAAUGUCAGUGGGAGAGUGGGAAUCGGUACUUGUGGAACGGCAGGAAAAGGCAUGACUGAUUUUACGGUAGGCGAAAAAUACCGAAAAGGACUUUAAAAUGUAAAAUAAAAAUACUACAACAAAUUUUAAA
Messenger RNA from Drosophila bipectinata, 840 nucleotides. It is a transcript of the gene Spf30, whose product is annotated as Splicing factor 30. Gene Ontology annotation, molecular function: RNA binding. Lineage: Eukaryota; Metazoa; Arthropoda; Insecta; Diptera; Drosophilidae. Gene Ontology annotation, cellular component: precatalytic spliceosome; cytoplasm; nucleus. The record is from RefSeq and is a predicted model, not a curated record. Gene Ontology annotation, biological process: regulation of alternative mRNA splicing, via spliceosome; mRNA processing.